Messenger RNA from Hirundo rustica (Barn swallow), 4492 nucleotides. RefSeq names its product thiosulfate sulfurtransferase like domain containing 2 (gene TSTD2). The record is from RefSeq and is a predicted model, not a curated record. Lineage: Eukaryota; Metazoa; Chordata; Aves; Passeriformes; Hirundinidae. The transcript has 9 exons. Bases 1 to 1443 code for a protein of 480 amino acids.
AUGGUGCCGGGCGAGGUGGUGCCGCCCGGGCCGGGCUCGCCGCGGGGCAGCGCCGAGGGGGCCGCGGCGGGCAGGAAGCAGCGCGCGGCCGCCCGCAGGAAGGCCUUUUCCCUGUUCGUCAAAGCCAAGGAGGUGCCGGCCGCAUCGUGGUGUCCCGGCGGCGGAGAAGGCGUGCGGUGGCGGUGCUGCCGGCAGGCGUUCGAGGAGCUGCCCAGCAUCCACAGGCACGUGGCUCUGCACCACUCCGGAGACGUCGGGCGGCAGGCGGGGCUCGGUGCGGGGUCGGCAGAGGCCGGAGGCGGCCCCGCGGGCGGCCUGGCCCCGGCGGGCAGCGCGGCCCGGCCGAGCGGGCACCCCUGCAGCAACCCGGAGAUCUCCUGGGCGCUCCCGGACACAAGCCACGUCAGCCACGAUGAUCUGACAAGCCAGGUGGGAGAAGUACUUCUCUAUUACUGUUACUGUGAGGUGAGGGAUCCAGAGAAACUCUGUGCCUGGCAAAAGGCUUUGUGUCAGCAUCUACACCUCACUGGCAAGGUACGAGUUGCUUCAGAAGGGAUCAAUGGGACAGUUGGUGGAAGCAAAGUAGCUACCCAUCUCUACAUUAAAGUUAUGCUUUCCCAGCCUCUGUUCAAAAACAUUUUGUGUCAAGAGGAUUUCAAGAGCAGUGCAGGAGGAGCUCACUGUUUCCCAGAUCUUCGAGUUGGAGUAUUCAAAGAAAUUGUACCUAUGGGCAUUGAUCCAAAGAUAGUAUCUUAUAAGGAAACUGGAAUCCAUUUAUCCCCUCAGGAAUUUCAUAGAGAAGUAGAACAGUAUUUGUCUCAGGCUACUCAAGGACAAAGUGAUACCAUCUUGCUGGACUGUAGGAACUUCUAUGAAAGUAAAAUAGGACAUUUCCAGGGCUGUCUGGCUCCAGAUAUCAGGAAGUUCAGCUAUUUUCCCAGCUACGUAGAUGAAAACCUGGAGCUUUUUAAAGACAAGCGUGUCCUAAUGUACUGCACUGGAGGCAUUCGUUGUGAAAGAGGCUCUGCUUACCUCAGGAGCAAGGCAGUGUGCAGAGAGGUUUACCAGCUAAAAGGUGGAAUUCACAAGUACCUAGAAGAGUUUCCAGACGGAUUCUACAGGGGGAAGCUGUUUGUAUUUGAUGAUCGUUACGCCAUUUGUUCCAAUGAAGAUAUCAUCUCAGCAUGCAGAUACUGUGGCGUGCUGUGGGACCAAUAUAAACUUUGUUCCAGUCAGCACUGCCGGCAGCUUGUCCUGACUUGUCCAAGUUGCUGCAACAAAGGUCUUACAGCUUGCUGUCCUGUUUGUCAAGAGAAGGAGCUCAAGGUGACUUCAAGGGCUUCAGGACAGACACUUAAGGAGGAAUGUGAAUGUACAAGGAGACGGCCAAGGGUACCAAUUGAACAUGGCUCGCCAAGGAUGCUAGACACAGGAAAAGAUUAAGCUGUUUUGUUGGUUAAUCUGGCAUGUGCUCAUGUGAAGGGCUUCUGUAACCAGAUCUCUAUCUGUUAAUCAGUUGGGUCUGGAAAUUACAAAAAUACAUUGGCUUGCAAAGUCUUGUUCAUAUGCUGCCUUUAAACAUAGAAUAUGCCCUGAAAACCAUCCAUUACUUGCCUGUAAAUUACCAGAGUGCCCAAUCCAUCAUCAGCACUACAGGAUUCCUCUCUCUGGGUACAGUCUUGUAGUGUGGCCUUUACCAUGGGGAUUUUGGAGCAAAGUAUCUGCAAUGUGACAGAGCCGCUCACAAUUCAAAAGAAACUGAAGGGAUUCAAGAACAAUUUCCAUUUUUUUCUUCCUGCAUGGAGAUCAACCUGUCUGACCUCUCCAAGGAUCAUGCAUCAGCUUCAAUAGCUUGUGGUAAGGUGUGCAAACAGCAGAUUUAGCGAUUUGGUGUGCGUACAUGACCAGAUUAGAUCCUGAAGAUAUAUUCCACAUGCUCGCCAUUGACCUGCAUCUCUUGCUUUAUACCAGUGAGAAGCAAGGCGGUUACCUGACUUAAGUUGCCUUUAAAACUGGCUGAAGGCAGCAUAAAGAGCUGGAGCAAAAGCUCAGAUAUAGUUUGCCCGGCCAUACUUGUGUGCCCGGCCAUCCUACAAUGAACAGCAAACCAAAUCUUCUUUCCAGUGCUCAGUCUCCCUGGGAAGUGGUUUUUUCCCCUCAGCUUGUCAGUGUAUGAAAUAUACUGGGCUCAGCUCUGCUUGCACUAAAAAACCUGACAGCUUGGAGCAUGUUCAAACAAGCACACAAAGAGGGGAGCACAGAGACUGUCAAAAUACCAGCAUCAUGGCACUGGAAGUGAUGCAUGUGUGCAUAGAUGUCAGCAACAGCUAUGAGGAGACUGCAAAAUCCUUUAUCCAAGUUAAAUAAUUCAAGUUCUGGGGAGCAUCUGUGCUUUUUAAAUAUGUGUUGAGCUUUUUAAAAGGUGCAAGAUGUUUAUGCAAUUACCAGCAUUUGUUAGUGGAGAAAUUGUUUUUGGAGACACCUAUAGCAGAUGAGCUUAAAAUACUGCCCAACAUGCUGUAUUAUGUGCCUGAUGCUGUAGAAUGUACAGAAAGGAUUUAUUAAUAGUGUGGAAGAUGUGUCUUGACUGGAAAACGUCUUUGAAAUUUGCUGUCAUUCUGGGAACUAAACACUACAUCAUUAGGACAUCUAAGUCACUAGGUUUGAGGGGUUUUUACUGGCAAAUACUUUUAAAAGCAAGAAAAUAGUUUCUUAGGUUCCUGCAAUUGCUUAAUUGAUAGGGCUGUUAUUUUCAUGUAGAUUGUACCUUUCUCCCAUGGUGCUAUUAAUUCAGCAAGGCUUCAUUGUUGGCUUGACUAGCAACUUAAAUACAUGGGCAUUGGUUCCAUUAAAGCCAUGACAAACAUUUCUUAUUGGUUCCAGUAUUACUGUCAUGAAAUCAACAGUUCAUCAACGGUCCUCAUGACAGUUUCAUUAAUGAGGCAAAACGCUGGAGUUCAGGAACGUGUACUUUGGGAAUCUUUCUACGAUAGAUUAAAUUGAUUUAAAUCUGUGAACAACCCAUCCUUGGGAAGAAAUUAGAAAAUUCCCAUCAGUAGACACCUUCAGCAGAAGUCUGAGCAAGUGCCAAUGUCUCCCAGGCUUCGCAGUCCCUGCUGUCCUGUUAACCUCUGUGGUUUUGAGGACUGGAGUAUUUGUGAAGAAACAUGCAAGCUCCACUUGCGGGUCUGGUCUGAUGGGGAUUGCUCCAUGAUCUUCCUGUGUUAGGCUAAAAAGAACACGAUUUUGUAAUUCAGUCUAUCAGCAGGUCUGGAACGCUGUAAUUAAUUUGUUAUGCUGUUUCUGUAACACUUACCAGUACAGGAGGGCAACAACUAUAUAUUUUAUAUGUAAAUUUCUGAAACAUCUAUGAUAAAUAAGCUUUAGUGCUUCCAUUAUAAUUUUUUAAGUACUGCACAAAUACACUUCACAUAUUUUGUUGGAGGUGCUUAAUUCUGCAGGAUAAACACUGAAAUAAAACCUAGCUAGUCUGCCACAUGGUAGACUGGCUAUAAGACUUUCUCCUAAGAGCUCCUUGCAGCUGGAGAUUCUACCUCAAAGGUAUAGUGGAGCCAUGAGGCCUCUUCUGGUCCUUGCUGCACUAAGGCAAGGGAGGAGAAGGAUUUGAGAUGUACAGGUGGAGUCCCAUAAAGCCAUGUUCUCUCUGCUGCAGAGAGCAGGGGAGGGGAUAAGAGACUGUCUUAGUUUGCUUCCUGCAAGUUAGCCCAUAAGGGGCUUGCUGUCCUGUUUUCUGGGUUAGUUUUGUCAGAUUAAUGAAAAUAAGGACUUGCCAUGUGAAAAACUAUGUGGUGGCAUCCAGGCAUCUUAGGGGUAAUGCCUGAGAGAAAGCACAUGAGCUCCAGGAGAGGGAAGAGUUUUCAGCAGGCUAGGCUGUGACUGCCAGAGAUGCUGUAGUCACCAGAUGGCUUUUCCUCCCUUUUCCUGGGGAGCUGCUGGGCCAAACAGGGAUAUAGUUGCUCCUCAGUAUCACCAUUUGUAGCUCCAUUGCUGUACAGCUUAAAGCAUUUCACCACGUGGCCUGAUGCCUCAGCACUGCCUGUCUCUGCUGCACCACCCUCAGCUGUCAGAUGCAUCCUGCAGUAAAACAGCUCUUUGAGGAUCAGGCAAGGAACCUGGAAUGAUCCUGACAGCUUAAUCUACCUUUGGGCUUCAAGGUUAAUGUGGAUGCUGCUACAGUGAAAUAAAGGACAAAAUUCUUUUUUGUUAAGGGCUGUAUUAGUAUCCAUGGUAGUGCUCCCUGGUCUGCAGAUGCAUCUCCUUGCAUGUCCGUGCUUCCUAGUACCACCAGGAUUUUCCAGGGUAGGAUUCAUUUACGGUCUGAAGCCAAGGGAAGAGCUGAGCCUCUGUCAUGCAAAUCCGAGUGGAUGGCUCAGCUGAAAGUGUAUGGUUCUGAUUUGAUGAUUGAGUUGACAAUUUCAAAGUCUUCACAGUGCACAUAGAAGAAAGUACUUUUUAAGACUGCCAGUUAUAU